AUCACGAUGACUGUAAGCCAAACCGUUGCCAGAACGAUGCAACUUGUGUGGACAACCUGAACGGUUACUCUUGUACCUGUAAACCAGGAUGGAAUGGACAGAACUGUGAAACAGAUAUCAAUGAAUGUAGCUCACGUCCAUGCCAGAAUGGCGGUGUCUGUAGCGACAAGAUCAAUGGUUACGAGUGCGCAUGCGCACCAGGAUACACGGGAAAGAACUGCGACAAUGAUAAAGACGAGUGUGAUUCAAAUCCUUGUCUGAAUGGCGCAGUAUGCCAUGAUCUCGUUAAUGGAUACAGCUGCUCAUGCGCACCAGGAUACGAGGGAGUCAACUGUCAAACAGAUCACAAUGACUGUAGCCCAGAUCCUUGUAAGAAUGGAGGCACUUGUAAAGACAAAGUCAAUGGCUUUGAAUGCAGUUGCAAGACUGGCUAUUCCGGAAAAACCUGUCAGACAAACAUCGAUGAUUGCGCUCCCAAACCUUGCCAGAACGGAGGAACCUGCGUUGAUGGCGUUAAUGAUUACACUUGUCAAUGUGCACCUGGGUACACCGGUGAUAACUGUCAGACAGACAUCGAUGACUGCGCGUCAAAUCCUUGUGCAAAUGGUGGUGAAUGUAUUGAUGGCAUCAACUCUUACAGAUGCAACUGCGCCCCAGGCUACCGUGGAGCAAACUGUGAAGAGGACAUCAACGAAUGCGCAAGCAAUCCUUGCGUACACGGGUCUUGUACUGAUAAAGUCAAUGGCUACACUUGUUCCUGCAAUCCGGGUUAUACAGGACCUAGAUGUAACAACAAUCACGACGAUUGCGCAUCUGCUCCUUGUAAGAACAAAGGGGUUUGUACUGACUUGAUAAAUGGCUUCAAGUGCACAUGCGCACCAGGCUAUACUGGAGAUACCUGCCAAACAGAAAUCAAUGAAUGUGACUCCAACCCAUGUCAGAAUAAUGCGGUGUGUACAGACAGAGUCAACUCCUACACGUGUACUUGUAAACCAGGAUUCAUGGGUACCAAUUGUGAAGUGGAUAUCGAUGAAUGUGUUGGCCGACCUUGCCAGAACGGAGGAACUUGUAUCAAUGGAGUAAACAAAUUUACCUGCAAAUGUACCAAGGGAUACACAGGAACUCGGUGUGAAUUAAACGUAGAUGAAUGCGCUUCCAAGCCUUGCAAGAAUGGAGGAUUAUGCUAUGACCUGGUCAACGGUUACAGAUGUACAUGCGCAGCAGGAUACCGAGGGGAUAACUGUGAACAAGACAUUAACGAGUGUGCCUCUGUCCCUUGCCUCAAUGGCGGCACUUGCGAAGACAAAGUCAACAGUUACCGAUGUAAAUGCGUCGUAGGAUUUACUGGAGACAGAUGCCAAAUAAACGUAGAUGACUGUGCUUCGAAGCCUUGUAAGAACGGAGGUGUUUGUAUUGACGGCGUGAACAAGUACACCUGUCAUUGUCCGGCCGGUUGGAAGGGUCAACAGUGCACUGAACUCAUCGACAUGUGUUCCAAGAAUCCAUGUCAGAAUGGUGCAACAUGUCACGAUGAGGUGAACGGCUACAGAUGUGCAUGUCAACCUGGAUACGUUGGGGCCACAUGUAAUAGAAAGUGCAGCCGAUGUAAACCCCACAUCUGUCUCAACGGUGGUACAUGCGGUAUUUCCAGUAGACUUCGUGUUUGGUUCUGUCGCUGUCCUCCAGGAUACGUGGGAACCCGAUGUGAAACUGCCUCUGGCAUCUGUACUCGUAAACCAUGUUUGAAUGGAGGCAGUUGCUGCGAGGAUAAGAACGCGAUCAGUGGCUACAAAUGCCUGUGUCCUUCUGGUUAUACUGGAGGCAACUGUGAAAGUUUGAUCGAGUACCACAAAUGCAACAGAGCUUCCAUGUUGGACCAUUACAACAAAGGUAAUUGUGGUAUCAGAAGUCUCUGCUUCAACACCACACAUACAUAGAAUCUUUCAAGUCUC
Molecule: messenger RNA, 1952 nt
Organism: Actinia tenebrosa (Australian red waratah sea anemone)
Lineage: Eukaryota; Metazoa; Cnidaria; Anthozoa; Actiniaria; Actiniidae
Biological process (GO): heterophilic cell-cell adhesion; establishment or maintenance of epithelial cell apical/basal polarity
Cellular component (GO): protein-containing complex; plasma membrane
Molecular function (GO): calcium ion binding
Source: RefSeq, a predicted model, not a curated record